AUGUCUCAAGAAAUAAAAAACUCUAUUGUGGUAGUAACUGGUGGUGCUUCUGGUAUUGGAUAUGAAAUAGUUUGCAAUUUCCUAGAAAAAGAAGCUAAAAAGGUCAUUAUUCUAGAUGUUAAUGAAGAUGAAGGUAAAAAAGCUUUAGAGCUAUUAAGUGCCAAAUACGGUAAUAAUAGGGCGAUUUUCUUCAAAUGUGACGUUGCCAAAGACAUAGACGUGAUUUGGAAGAAAUUGAUCGACUCCUAUAACAAAAUAGAUAUACUUGUAAAUAAUGCUGGAGUAGGUAAUGAAACUAUUCCAAAGAUAGCGAUUGAUAUAAAUUUGACGGCUGUCGUACAAUUAUCCUUCAAAUUUUGGGAAGCCAAUCGAAAAGACAAAUCAGGAAAUGGUGGUACAAUAUUAAACAUUUCAUCGCUUUAUGGCGUUAUUGUUGAGCAAUAUCUACCUGUUUACCAUGCGACAAAAUUUGGAGUUGUUGCUUUUACUAGAUCGUUGGGACAUUCCUUCAAUUACGAAAGAUCCGGAGUAAGAGUUAUAGCAAUUUGCCCAGGAUUCACGCGUACACAACUUGUAGCUGAUUUGACAAAUGCAACAUGGGACGAGAGAAUAUCUAAAGACUAUUUGAAAAGAUCGAAAGAACAUUCCUGGCAGAAUGUGGAUGCAGUCGGAAAAGCAACAAUUGAGGUGUUUGAAAAAGCAGAGAGUGGCACUGCUUGGGUAAUAGAAGGUGGAAACCCUAUAAAAGAAGUGAUAUUUUCUAAUUCUUAUUAA
Molecule: messenger RNA, 774 nt
Organism: Leptosia nina
Lineage: Eukaryota; Metazoa; Arthropoda; Insecta; Lepidoptera; Pieridae
Source: the annotation of a GenBank genome assembly